CAGUGCUGUCUUUAUCAUGCUAUUUUAUAUAUGUAUGGCAUAUUGUAGGGUGCUGUAACCUAUCAAGAUUUGCAUAUCAACUUCACUCAGGAAGAGUGGGCUUUGCUGGAUCCUUCGCAGAAGAACCUCUACAAAGAUGUGAUGCUAGAGACCUAUAUGAACCUCCAUGUGAUAGGCUACAAAUGGGAAGAUGAUAAUAUCGAAGAACAUUGUCAAAGUCCUCAAAGACAUGGAAGGCAUGAAAGAACUCCUACCAGAGAGAAAUCUUCUACACACAUUCAGUGUCAUAAAUUCUCUGUAUAUGACAAUCAGCUUCCAAGUCAUGAAAGAACACUGACUGGAAAGAAACUCCAUGAAUGUAACCAAUGUGGUAAAGCCUUUAAUUGGCACAGUGUUCUUCAAAUACAUAGAAGAACACAUACUGGAGAGAAGCCCUAUGAAUGUACUCAUUGUGGUAAAGCCUUCGCUUGGCGCAAGGAUCUUCAAGAGCAUGAAAGAACACAUACGGGAGAAAAGCCCUAUGAAUGUACUCAGUGUGGUAAAGCCUUUACUCGGAGAAGGCAGCUGCAACUGCAUAGAAGAACACAUACUGGAGAGAAACCCUAUCAAUGUAAUCAGUGUGGCAAAGCCUUUGCUCGGCACAGUUAUCUUCAAAUGCAUAACAGAUCACAUACUGGAAUGAAAUCCUAUGAAUGUGAUCAGUGUGGUAAACACUUCACAUGUCAAAGUUCUGUUCAAAUACAUAAAAGAACACAUACUGGAGAGAAGCCCUAUGAAUGUCAUCAGUGUGGUAAAGCCUUCGCUUGGCACAGUACUCUUAAAGUACAUAAAAGAACACAUACUGGAGAGAAACCCUAUGAAUGUCAUCAGUGUGGCAAAGCCUUUGCUUGGCACAGUUAUCUUCAAAUGCAUAACAGAUCACAUACUGGAAUGAAAUCCUAUGAAUGUGAUCAGUGUGGUAAACACUUCACACGUCAAAGUUCUGUUCAAAUACAUAAAAGAACACAUACUGGAGAGAAACCCUAUGAAUGUAAUCAGUGCGGUAAAGCCUUUGCUGAGCACCGUUCUCUUCAAGUGCAUAAAAGAACACAUACUGGAGUGAAAUCCUAUGAAUGUAAUCAGUGUGGUAAAGCCUUUGCUCAGGACAGUCAUCUUCAAAGACAUAGAAGAACACAUACUGGGGAGAAGCCCUAUGAAUGUACUCAGUGCGGUAAAUCCUUCACAUCUCAAAAUACUCUUCAAACACAUAGAAGAACACAUACUGGGGAGAAGCCCUAUGAAUGUUCUCAGUGUGGUAAAGCAUUUGCUCAGCACAGUAAUCUUCAAGUACAUAGAAGAACACAUACUGGAGAGAAACCUUAUGAAUGUAAUCAGUGCGGUAAAGCCUUUGCUCGGGACAGUCAUCUUCAAAGACAUAGAAGAACACAUACUGGAGAGAAACCCUAUGAAUGUAAUCAGUGCGGUAAAGCCUUUGCUGAGCACCGUUCUCUUCAAGUACAUAGAAGAACACAUACUGGAGAGAAACCCUAUGAAUGUAAUCAGUGUGGUAGAGCCUUUGCUCAGGACAAUCAUCUUCAAAGACAUAGAAGAACACAUACUUGGUAGAAACCCUAUGAAUGUAAUCAGUGUGGCAAAGCCUUCACACAUCACUGUAAUUUUAAAACGCAUACAAGAACACAUCAGUAGUGAGAAACCAUAUCAACCUUUUUGGUGUGGUAAAGUCUUUGCUCAGCAGAAAAGAAAUACAGAAAAGAAAUCAAACUGGAGAAAAGCCCUAUUGAUGGCAGAAUUCUGUUUUUUUUUUAAUGAAAUCACAGAGUCAGCUCUCAGGCUAAAUUCUGAUAGAUCUGUAAAGCAGUAUAACCAAUCUCUUGUUCUUACUUCGACAAAAUCCUCAGAACAAAUGAACUAGAGACAGUGCAAGAAACACCUCUUCUCUGAAACAAGAGAGAAAGGGUUAAAAAGGGACAGUGAAAGAAACAGAUUGUGUGGCCUAAACCACUGCCAAAGAAACACUCUAUCCUUGGCCAACUGAGUAUUAAACCUAGAAAUCCCUGAACUCAAAACCACCCAGUCUCUGAGCACAAAAACCAGGCAUUGUCUGAACAUGUUCCAGCUUAAGGAUUGAAAUAUAACCAAUCCCAACUGGAAAUCUCCCUGGAAAAACUGUCCCUAAAAAGCCCUCUAUUAGGUCAAUAGUUUUUCAGUUGGCAGUUGUCACAUCAAGUCCAGUAGACUCUGUGUUACAAGUUCCAAAGACUGAGGUUGUAACUCCAAAAAAAGGACGUCUCCUGAAACUGGUUGUGAAACUCUCAGGUGGAGUAAAAUAUUCGGCCGUGGUUCA
Molecule: messenger RNA, 2344 nt
Organism: Mesocricetus auratus (golden hamster)
Lineage: Eukaryota; Metazoa; Chordata; Mammalia; Rodentia; Cricetidae
Product: zinc finger protein 431-like
Exons: 3
Coding region: 142-1605 (487 amino acids)
Biological process (GO): regulation of transcription by RNA polymerase II; central nervous system development
Cellular component (GO): nucleus
Molecular function (GO): RNA polymerase II cis-regulatory region sequence-specific DNA binding; DNA-binding transcription factor activity, RNA polymerase II-specific
Source: RefSeq, a predicted model, not a curated record